Molecule: messenger RNA, 3688 nt
Organism: Chenopodium quinoa (quinoa)
Lineage: Eukaryota; Viridiplantae; Streptophyta; Magnoliopsida; Caryophyllales; Amaranthaceae
Product: vam6/Vps39-like protein
Exons: 13
Coding region: 165-3179 (1004 amino acids)
Biological process (GO): vesicle-mediated transport; endosomal vesicle fusion; intracellular protein transport
Cellular component (GO): cytoplasm; membrane
Molecular function (GO): protein binding
Source: RefSeq, a predicted model, not a curated record
UACUUUAAUAACUGUGACGGGUCAUGGAUCCAUGGAAUUGCUCUCUUUCAAAUUAGUCAGAUAUCCAUUGAAGCGCAUUCAACGUUCUCCAUUGAAGCGCAGUUAGCGCUCUCCGUUGAGUCUAGUUCUUGUAUUCUCCAUUGAAGCAACUUCUGAGCAGAGAGAUGGUCCAUAGUGCAUAUGAUUCCUUUGAGCUUAUCAGUGAUUUCCCCACAAAGAUUGAUGCUGUUGAAUCAUAUGGCUCAAAACUUCUUCUCGGCUGCAGCGAUGGGUCUCUUCGAAUCUAUGCUCCUGAAUCUGCAUCUGAAUCAUCUCCACCAUCUGAUUAUCAUGCUAGCCAAUUAGAGCUUCUAAAAGAAUCCUACUUUCAAGAGAAAACCAUAAAUGGCUUUGCAAGGAGGCCAAUCAUUGCUAUGGAGGUUUUGAGGUCGCAAGAGCUUCUUUCUCUUUCUGAGUCUAUUUCAUUUCAUAAGCUCCCUUCCUUUGAGACUGUUGCCGUAAUUUCCAAGGCCAAAGGUGCGAAUGCUUAUUCUUGGGAUGAAUCUAGGGCUUUUUUGUGUUUUUCCAAGCAGAGAAAGAUAUGGAUAUUCCGGCAUGAUGGAGGUCGGGGGUUUGUCGAGGUGAAAGACUAUAAUGUUUCAGAUACUGUGAAGUCAAUGGCUUGGUGUGGUGAAAAUAUAUGCAUUGGAGUUCGAAAGGAAUACAUGAUACUCAAUGCUACUACUGGUGCAAUGUCUGAAGUGUUUUCUUCAGGGAGAAUUUCCCCACCUUUGGUGGUGUCUCUACCUUCUGGAGGAUUUCUUCUUGGGAAGGAUAAUAUUGGGGUUUUUGUGGACCAAAAUGGGAAACUUGGACAGGAAGGCAGGAUUUGUUGGUCUGAGGCCCCCAGUCAAAUUGUUAUCCACGAGCCUUAUGCUAUAGGUCUCCUGUCUAAGCAUAUCGAGAUAAGGUCUCUUCAACAACCAUUUCCAUUAAUACAAACCGUUGGCUUGCGAAAUGUUCGGCAUGUCAUACGCAGCAACAGUGCGAUUAUUGUUUCUCUAGAGAAAUCUGUCUAUGGCCUCUUCCCAGUUCCUUUGGGUGCACAGAUAGUGCAAUUAACAGCAUCUGGCAAUUUUGAGGAGGCCUUAGCUUUGUGUAAACUCCUUCCACCAGAAGAUUCAAGUCUCAGAGCUGCAAAGGAGAGUUCUAUCCACAUUAGAUAUGCACAUCAUUUGUUUGAAAAUGGUAGCUAUGAGGAGGCCAUGGAGCAUUUUGUUGAUUCACAAGUUGAUAUCACAUAUGUGCUUUCACUUUACCCAUCAAUUAUUGUUCCAAAGUCGACUGUGCUUCCGGAGCCACAAAAGGCGAUAGAUUUUAGUUUGGAUGCUUCAGAUCUCUCGAGGUGUUCGUCGGGCAUAUCUGAUGACAUGGAAACUUCACCUAGAGCACAUAGUGACUUAGAAGAAAAUGCUUCCGUGGAGUCCAAGAUAGUUAGCCACAAUACUCUUAUGGCACUAAUCAAGUUCUUGCAGAAGAAAAGGUUCAAUAUUAUUGAAAAGGCUGCAGCAGAGGGAACAGAUGAGGCUGUCUCUGACGCCUUUGGUGCUAAUUUCAAAUCUUAUGACUCCAAUAGGUCAAAGAAGUCAAAUAAGGGUCGUGGCAGCGUUCCCAUUAGCUCAGGGGGUCGUGAGAGGGCUGCUAUACUGGACACCGCACUUCUCCAAGCUCUUAUUCUCACAGGACAGUCUUCUGCUGCUGUGGAACUAUUGAGAGGUGUAAAUUACUGUGACAUGAAGAUAUCUGAGGAGUUCUUGCACAAAUCAUAUCAAUAUACUGCAUUACUCGAAUUAUACAAGUGCAAUGAUAUGCACCGUGAAGCUUUGAAGCUUUUGCUCCAACUAAUAGAAGAGUCAAAGUCAGAUCCCCCACGACCUGAGCUCACCCAGAAGUUCACUCCUGAGAUGAUCAUUGACUACCUGAAGCCUCUUUGUGGGACAGACCCCAUGCUUGUGCUGGAAUUUGCAAUGCUUGUUCUUGAAAGCUGUCCAACACAGACUAUUGAGCUCUUUCUAUCAGGAAAUAUUCCAGCAGACUUGGUGAAUUCCUAUUUGAAACAGCAUGCUCCAAAUAUGCAGGCUAGAUAUCUAGAACUUAUGCUUUCCAUGAAUGAAGAUGGGGUCUCUGGUCAUCUACAGAAUGAAAUGGUGCAAAUCUAUCUGUCAGAGGUUCUUGAUUGGUAUAGAGAACUGAGCUCACAACAGACUUGGGAUGAGAUAGCUCACUCUCCAACAAGGAAGAAAUUAUUAUCUGCUUUGGAGAACAUUUCAGGGUACAACCCAGAAGGUCUUUUAAAGCGUCUUCCAGCUGAUGCCUUGUAUGAAGAAAGGGCUAUAUUGUUGGGGAAGCUGAAUCAACAUGAACUUGCCCUUUCUCUCUAUGUACAUAAGCUUCAUGUUCCUGAAUUGGCUCUUUCUUAUUGCGAUCGAGUCUACGAGUCUCAGCUUAAUCAACCUCCUGGAAGGUCUCAGAGCAAUAUAUAUCUUACUCUCCUGCAAAUCUAUUUAAAUCCUAGAAGAACAACAAGAAACUUUGAGAGACGAAUCAACAAUCUCGUCUCAACCCCUAAUGCUGAAAUCAAAAGAUAUAAUUCCUCUGCUUCCAAGAGAAGCAAAGGUCGUCCUCCUAGAAAAAUUGCUGAAAUAGAGGGUGCAGAAGAUGUGCGCUUUAGCCCCAGCAAUACGGAUAGUGGGAAGAGUGAUGGUGAUGCAGAUGAAGCCAACUCUGAAGGGGGGUCCAAUAUAAUGCUCGAUGAGGCCCUUGAUUUGUUGAGCCGCAGAUGGGAAAGAAUCAAUGGGGCACAAGCCCUGAAGUUGUUACCCAAAGAAACUAAGUUUAAGAAUUUGCUUUCUUUUCUUGGACCACUCUUGAGAAAAUCCAGUGAAACACACAGGAAUUUCGCAGUGAUUAAGAGACUUAGAGAAAGUGAGAAUCUCCAGGUUAAAGAGGAACUUUAUGAUAAGCGGAAAGCUGUUGUAAAGGUUACUGGUGAUAGCAUGUGUUCCCUCUGCAACAAGAAGAUAGGAACAAGCGUGUUUGCUGUAUAUCCAAAUGGAACAACGCUAGUCCACUUUGUUUGCUUUAGGGACUCACAGAGCAUGAAAGCUGUGAAAGGUUCCCAAUCAAGAAAAAGAUCAUAGUAGAGUUCAAAAGUAAUGUUUUUCGUGCAUUACCAGCUCUCUGCUCAAGCUAUUGCCUCUCAUGCUCUGGUGCUGCUGUUUCCUAUAUCCCUCCAUGGUUGCCAUUUUUUGUGAGGUAGAGCUCAUGCUGUUAACUCAGCAGCAUUCUCCAGCUAUAACAAUAAUCUGGUUUGAGGACAGGAACAUAAUCCUGAGUCAUUUGAGCUCAAAUUUUUGGUAGUGAAAAAAAAUCCAUCAUCCAGAACAUGUGGUGUCUUCAACAACGAAUGCAUGAAGAGGUAUUCAGUUGGUGUGUUAAUUUUGUUUUGCUGGUUAUAUGUAUAUGGUGAGUGUUGUGCUGCAAGUAAUUCAUCGAUUGGGAAUCUCUUUGAUUCUGCUAUUGUUUACAUGAUUUUGUUGUAAUUAAUGUAUAUCAUGGAAUGCGUGUUUUAACUUGAAACACUUGAUUUAAAAGAAUCAUGCACAUUUUGGUCUAACACUUUAAUGUAUUUUUACCAUGAAAUUUGUUA